Molecule: messenger RNA, 1848 nt
Organism: Penicillium arizonense
Lineage: Eukaryota; Fungi; Ascomycota; Eurotiomycetes; Eurotiales; Aspergillaceae
Product: fungal specific transcription factor domain-containing protein
Exons: 6
Coding region: 1-1848 (615 amino acids)
Biological process (GO): DNA-templated transcription; positive regulation of transcription by RNA polymerase II
Molecular function (GO): zinc ion binding; sequence-specific DNA binding; DNA-binding transcription factor activity, RNA polymerase II-specific
Source: RefSeq, a predicted model, not a curated record
AUGCCAUCGCCGAAAGAAACGUUGCGACAAAGUACUACCGGCGUCUACGUACGGAGCUUAGAGCUCCGGGUCAAAGAAUUAGAGCAACAGCUCACCUCUUCCUUGACUCCCCAGAAUUCCCAAAAUGACCCGCUGUCAUGUCCCUGGGACCAAGAGGCUGACAUCCAUCUGGAUGAUGAAUUUUUGAUCCCGGAGAAUCCAAUAUCCUCUCCGCCUCGACAAUGCCCUGAUGGAAAUGAUGUCCCCGGUCCCGAUGCCGUGCCGAUAUCCCCCCAUAACCUGACUCGUUCGAGGCCCAAAACCGAAGAUUUGGCCGAAGAACUAAGGCUCCUUUCUUUGGAGGCUGCAGCGGAGAGAUAUCUGGGCUCGUCAUCUGGUCUCUCUUUUGCUAAACUUACUCAAGCCGUUCUCCGCCGUCUAUCCCCAGACCAAGAUGCAUUCGUCUUUGACGGAGAUAUUAACGCCAAUCACCAUAACGCCUCUAUAUCAGCCGAAUCACCGACUUUCAACCCCACAGUCUUUGACAUUGAUACCUCUAUGCUAUCACCAUUGCCUUUGAACUCAAUAUUUGGGAAUCUCGCCGAGGAUCAUCACGACUCGAUGGAUCUGGCAUUACUGGAACCAUCCCAUAUCAGUUACAUAUUGGAGUUCUAUUUCGCUCACUCACACACUCUUUAUCCGAUUAUCCGCCAAAAUGAAUUCAAAUCUGUGCUGUGGAGGGUGUAUGGCGACCCCUUGGAUCCCUUGGCUCAAUCGCCGUUAUGGCAAUUCAGGAUCUGGAUGGUCUUAGCGAUCGGAUCAACGACAUAUUGUUCAGUAUCCUUGAUGGAUGAAUCCGAAUCAGUCCAGUUCUUCAAUAAAGCGAUGACAUACUUUGAAGCCGCAAUGGGAUGUGGGGAUCUGGGCGGUUUGGAAGUUUUGAUGCUUCAAGUUUCUUACUCUUUUUUCAAUAAGAUUGGACCCAAUACCUGGUUCCUGGUAGGGGUUGCAGCUCGUAUGGCAACCGGCAUGGGGCUUCAUACCGCAGAGAUCUACCAUUCUCUAGCUGUGGAUGUCUCUGAACAGCAAAAGCGACUCUUCUUCUCUCUUUACAUGAUGGAUCGUGUGGUUUCUUUGGCUUUGGGUCGACCCUUUGCUAUACAAGAUGAUGACAUUACUGUUGGGCCUUUUGCAAGCGCAAAUGAUGAAAAUAUCCAGUCAGAUGGUAUCACUUCAUCGUCAACAUUGGAGCCAUCGACCAUGGCAGUCCCUCUCCAUAUCCUUGCGCUUCGCAGAAUUGCAAGUGAUAUUGGAAGUCAAGUACAUUCAGCAAGAUAUAGCGAGCGACAAAGCCCAGAGGAAAGAACGGAAACUGUUCAAAGUCUCCACAAAAGACUUAUAGAAUGGCGUCGCAAUAUGCCAUUCCCUCUGCCAGACCUACAAUCCAAAGUGCCUCAUCUCUGCACCAGCUGGUUUGAUUUGAACUACUACACACAUGUCAUCAUGUUGUACCGACCAUCUCCCUUGUGUCCAACACUGGACGUUCAAAAUCUGAAGAUUCUAGCCGAGGCAUCUGGUAUGGCCAUUCGCCAAGCGAUCAAUUUGCGUAGACAGCACCGGAUUGCCUAUAAUUGGCUUAACUUGGUCACUGUGUUCAACUCUGUGCUGUCCCUUAUGUAUACGGCCACUGCACAGCGCGAGCAGCUUUCUUUGGUUUGGGAUAAUUCUAAGGCAGCAGAUGAUUUGGAAUUAGCACUGGAGUUGCUAGAGGCUUUUGGUAAGAAAUUUCCGUCCGCAAAGAAGAUCCAAAAUAUGGUCCAGGCGGUUUCGGACAACCUGAAGGUGUACAAUAUGACAGCCGUGUUUUGA